AUGGACCAACCCAUGUUACCCGCCGCGGCGCUGGUCUGUACAGCAUGGUACCAUCGGGCCAUGCGAAACCUCUACCAAAUCGUCCGGAUUACAAAUCACAGGUCCUUCAACAUUCUGGUCAAGCAGUGUCGCACGUCUCCACGCGUGAAGAAGUGGCUUGCUUCCACACGUACGCUAGUGGCCGACAGUUACAAGACCCGGCAUAUCGGUGACCGUGACCCGGGGAGCUCUGAUUUUCUCCAAGCGGUACCCCUUGCCCUCGUCCGCAUGAUGCCCGGUGUACGCGUCCUUCGCAUCCAGUUUGCGAAGCUUCGUUUUGUCCAUCAAGAGUUCUUCCUUGCCCUAUCGCGAUUCAAGCCCGUCACGUCGCUGAGGCUGUAUGCAUGCAUACUCAGCAACAUCACACAGCUGCGGCGGGUCAUCUGCGCCCUCCCCCGGCUUGCGUACCUCACCAUACACGUCAAGCUCGUUCAGCGGGGUCCUUCCAGCUAUGCGAGGAUCUCUCCGUUUCAACCACCAUCCGACAUCCGUCUUCGGCACCUCGAUAUCGAUGUUCAGACAGACCUCAUGAUGACGGUCCUUGACUGGAUGACGCGUUCAAGCCUCUGUGCCUCACUCGAGGAUCUGACGGUCACGCUGUGGGAUCAACCCCUGCGGAGCCUUAACGAAGUCCUCGAAAUGGCAGGAGAAUCCUUGACUCAGUACCACGAACGGUGUCCCGGGCGUGAGCUCGACUCUCAUGGCAACCUGUCGCACAACACCGCCUUGCAAUCCUGGGAACUUGAGCUGGAUGAAAUCAGCCCCGCCGCCGGAGAGAAGGCGCUGAGCGCGUGGUUCAAAGUCGCAGACGAAUUACACUGCGUCCUCUCUACCGUCCAAAGCCGUGCGCUCGAGCACAUCGAAAUCAGGGCCAAUGUAAGUUACUACCCUGAUGGCGCUGGCGAGGAGCUCGGCGUUGUCCUGGAGCAGCUCGACUUGCAGGGGCCACACGGAGUCAUGAGCGAGCGACGCUUCGACGCACUGAAGGCUGUCAAGGUGGUGAAAUACCUACACGGUCUGCAGGAUCAGAGCGAGGCGGAUGUGGACGACAUCGCUCAGAAGAUCGACGUCGUGUUUCGUGGCAUACUCCGGCCGUGGUCUGACCGCGGCAUAGUCAGCAUCACCCCGCUACGCUGA
This is a messenger RNA of Fomitopsis serialis, 1176 nucleotides long. RefSeq lists its product as uncharacterized. Lineage: Eukaryota; Fungi; Basidiomycota; Agaricomycetes; Polyporales; Fomitopsidaceae. The transcript has 2 exons. The record is from RefSeq and is a predicted model, not a curated record. Bases 1 to 1176 code for a protein of 391 amino acids.